CCAUUUGGGGGCUGCUGUACACAGGGCAGGAAAUGGGCGAGCAGUGAAUCCCCUUUCCAGCUCCUUCUAGACCCUGGAGCCCUGGAAAGUUCCAAAGGCGGAAAGAAGGCUGGCCCUACAAUCUGACGGUUUUCCCAGGAGUGCCAUGGCCUCUCCUGAUUCUGAGGUGAAGGAAGAGCGACUCAGGGAAGACCUCAAGUUCUACUUCAUGAACCCCUGUGAGAAAUACCGAGCCAGGCACCAGAUCCCGUGGAAGCUGGGCUUGCAGAUCCUGAAGAUAGCCAUGGUAACCACGCAGCUUGUUCGGUUUGGCUUAGGCAACCAGUUGGUGGUGGCUUUCAGAGAAGAUAACGCUCUCACCUUUAAGCACCUGUUUUUGAAAGGCUUUUCUGGCGUUGAUGAGGACGACUACAGCUGUAGCGUGUACACGCAAGACGACGCCUAUGAGAGCAUCUUCUUUGCUGUAAAGCAGUAUCAUCAUCUAAAGAACAUUUCCCUGGCCAACAUUGGUUAUGGAGAAAAUGGAGACAACAGAACUGGCUUGAAAUUCUGUAAGCAGCAUUACAAGACAGGUGCCACGCUUUCUUCAAAUGAGACCCUCAAUAUUGACAGUGACAUUGAGACAGACUGCACUCACCUAGACCUCGAGGUGCUCGACAGGGAACCCGAGGGCUGGAUGCAGGCCCCGUUCUUCAGGCUGGAUUUCUACCGGCUUGUGCAAGUUGAUAUCUCCUUUGCCCUCAGAGGAAUUGACCUCCAGGCAAUCCAUUCCCGAGAGGUACCAGACUGUUACAGCUUCCAGAACACGAUUACCUUCGACAACACAGCGCACAGCGGAAAAAUCAAAAUCUAUUUUAACAGUGAGGCCAACAUAGAAGAAUGUAAAGCCAUGAACAUAUCUGGGUCUAUCCAGAGAAGCACCCACUAUGUGCUGGUGUUUGACGUUCUUGUCAUCAUGGUCUGCCUGGCGUCCCUCGUCCUGUGCACCCGGUCCAUUGUUCUUGCUCUGAGGCUGAGAAAGAGGUUUCUAAACUUCUUCCUGGAGAAGUACAUGCGACGUGUGUGCGACACUGACCAGUGGGAGUUCAUCAAUGGAUGGUACGUCCUGGUCAUCACCAGCGACCUCAUGACGGUAACUGGAUCCAUACUAAAGAUGGAGAUCAAGGCCAAGAAUCUCACAAAUUACGAUCUGUGCAGCAUUUUGCUUGGGACGUCAACGCUCUUUGUCUGGGUUGGAGUCAUCAGAUACUUGGGCUAUUUUCAAACAUAUAAUGUGCUCAUCCUAACCAUGCAGGCCUCACUGCCCAAAGUCCUCCGCUUCUGCGCAUGUGCUGGGAUGAUCUACCUGGGAUACACGUUCUGCGGCUGGAUUGUCUUGGGACCGUACCACGAGAAGUUUGAAAACCUGAAUAUAGUGUCCGAAUGCCUGUUUUCUCUGAUCAACGGUGACGACAUGUUCGCCACCUUCGCUCAGAUCCAGCAGAGGAGCACCCUGGUGUGGCUGUUCAGCCGUCUCUACUUGUACUCCUUCAUCAGCCUCUUCAUAUACAUGGUCCUCAGCCUCUUCAUCGCGCUCAUCACCGAUUCUUACCACACCAUUAAGAAAUACCAGCAAAAUGGGUUUCCUGAAACGGAUCUGCAGAAAUUCCUGAAGGAACACAGUGGCAAAGACGGGUACCAGAAAGAGCCACCAGCCUUGCUGUCCUGUGUCUGCUGUCCGAGGAGGUCAGUGUUGUGUGUGGAGCUGGAAGAGAGUCAUUCCAAAGAGAGGAAGUGAUGACCACUUGAUUCUCAUUGACUAAAACCCUUCUGCUAAUGUCAAGUCCAGACAUCUCCUGUGGGAGCGCAGAGAGACCCCGGAGGGAGCAGAAGUUCACUAAAAGAUUGUCUUACUGAAUUGUGGAUCCAGAAGGCGCGGUUUCUGCCAGCUGCUGACCAGAAGUGACAUUCCAAGUUACUUUUUAUAAAUAUGGAGGGUAGAGAAUAAGCCCCUCCUGAGAUUUAAUGUAAUGGAAGUGUAAUAAUGAAAUUCAUCAGUAGUUUGCUCCUUUGUGACAUCAAAAUGUUGGGAUGGAAAAAAUAUACUAGCAUUUCAGAGUGCGUAAACAAUAUUUAAAGCCAGGUAAAGAUAUAUGUUUAUCGCCAGAAAAAUAUUUGUUUUAAAAUGUGAUCCUUGGAAUUGAAGACAUUUGUUAAUUCGUGAUCAGCACAGAAGUACUUUUGGUUUCAAGACCAAAUUAAGGCUUGAAGCUGGAGAACCGGUAAACCAUGUAAGGCUGACACUCUGACAUUAGCAGAAAGAUGUCUGGGAGAAUCCAGAUCCUGCCUGGUUGUACUGUGAACUUGCUUCUCGGGCAGGCUGUGCAGUGUCCGUUAUCACAGUCUGUGGGAUGAAACAGAACAUCUGGAUGUCUCCUCGGUUGAGCUUUCCCUGGUCUAUACACACAAGAUGAGUGGUGCUAAACUUGGGGUAGCCACCUGUUUCAUGAGUCAUCUCCACCGUGGUGGGAAUUUACCUUUGUCAAGCAAGGAAAUGUGGCGCAUCCUUAAAUAAAUUUAUUUUCACAA
Messenger RNA from Mesocricetus auratus (golden hamster), 2568 nucleotides. RefSeq names its product mucolipin TRP cation channel 2 (gene Mcoln2). NCBI's taxonomy places the organism in Eukaryota, Metazoa, Chordata, Mammalia, Rodentia, Cricetidae. Gene Ontology annotation, molecular function: NAADP-sensitive calcium-release channel activity. Gene Ontology annotation, cellular component: lysosomal membrane; plasma membrane. The record is from RefSeq and is a predicted model, not a curated record. Bases 146 to 1777 code for a protein of 543 amino acids. The transcript has 14 exons.